AUGUGGAUGGUCUUUUUUAAUUAUUGCGAAGCACAAUUACCUGAUGAUGAUUAUUCUUUAGAUGCAUUUUCAGGUUAUUUCGAUAUUUUAAUUGGUUUUUUGGUUCCAUUCCUCGUUUUUAUAAUUGUAGAUUACGAUUAUGAUGAUGAAGGUUCAAAACCAAUCGCACAAUUAGCUAGGUCACUCAUAUAUUUUUUAAUUAUUGGCUUACAACAAGAAAUAGCUUACGCAUUUUCUCCAGAUAAUGUUUCUAGCCAUGUUAAAAUUUUACAACAUAUCGUGAUUAGUUUAUUGUUAAUUGGAAUUAUUGGGGAAUUUAUCUUACUUAUUAAAUCAAGAGGAGCAAAAACCGAAUCUUCAUCAGAUAAUGAAGAAGAAGAAGAACGCAUUGAAUCCCUAAAAAGACAUAUACGAAAACUAUUGCAAGGUUUUAAACGAACCCUUGAACAAAGCAUUAAAACACAAAUUCAAAAUCUUAAACAAACCCUUGAAGAAAACUUUAAUAUAAAAAUUCAAACCCUUGAAGAGAAAUUCAAUAAUAAAUAUGAAAUUCUUGUAAAAAGCAUUAAUAAACAUUUUCAAAUUCUAGUAGAAAAUAUUGAAAAUCGAUUUCAAACUCUAGUAGAAAGUAUUAAUAAACAACUUGAAAAUCUUAAAGAAGACCUUGAAAAACAAAUUGAAACUCUUAAGAAAAGCAUUGAUAAACAAAUUGAAGCUCUUAAAGAGAAAUUUGAAAAACAAUUUAAAGAACAAACUCAAUCUCUUGAAAAACUUAGGAAUGAAUAUGAACAGAAAGUUAAAACCCUUGAAGAAAGAGUUAAAAACCUUGAAGGAAAAGAAGACCAAUCCCAACAACGUAUCAUAUGUCAAUCGAUUAAUAAGAUAGAAAGUAGGAAUGCUCUGAUGCCUAUGCAAUAUAUAAGUUCAACAAACGCUAUUAGAUCUAUGAAACAUAUUAUUGAAAAGGGUGAAUCACUAAAAAUGCAAAAGAUGACAGCAGACCUUGAAGAAAAAGAAAAUCUAAUUUAUGGUGAACGUAGUAUUCAUGUUGGAAAUACAUCAACUAAUUCAAAAAGUAAAACUCAAAAAAUGGUUAACAAAAUUAAUGAAUUUCUUGAUUUUACUAACUUUAUUCGUUUAGGUUUCUUACUAGAUUAUUUAGGUUUAAUCCUUUUUAUAAUUUCAAUUGGCUUUUUACUUAAUGAUUUGAAAGGAAGUAUUACACGAAGUUUUAUCUUAACUAUAAUUAUUACUGUUUCUAUCACAUUUUUCUUUCAAUUUAUGAUAUUAAUUAUUGCAUAUAGUAGAAAAAAUUUAAAAAGAUAUAUUAAAGAGCAUCAACAAUCUUAUAGUAAUAUUUUUCCUAAAUAUCAUGCUCAUAUUACUAUUGCAAAUGAUCUUAUAACCACUAAUGUACUUUAUUUGCCUUCUUUAAUCAAUUAUUUCCUUUUGCAAACUCCCGGUAUUUUCAAUAAGAUAUUUCUAAAUUUAACUGCUUUGUUUGUUAGUUCUUGGAUUGUACUUACGUAUAAAACAGUUUUAAACAAUGAAGGAAUGAAGGAGGAAGGAGGAAAAGAGCCUGAAACUAUGGAUGAAUUGAAUGAGGAAAUGGAGGAAGGAAAAAAAGAGUCUGAUCAUGAAAAUGUUUAG
Messenger RNA from Rhizophagus irregularis DAOM 181602=DAOM 197198, 1650 nucleotides. RefSeq lists its product as uncharacterized. NCBI's taxonomy places the organism in Eukaryota, Fungi, Glomeromycota, Glomeromycetes, Glomerales, Glomeraceae. The record is from RefSeq and is a predicted model, not a curated record.